AUGAUGCCAGCAAGUGGACAGCUCUCAGUUCCUCCAGGCUUUCGAUUCCACCCUACUGACGAAGAGCUUCUCCAUUAUUAUUUAAGGAAGAAAGUCUCUUAUGAAGCCAUCGACCUUGAUGUUAUCAGGGAAGUGGAUCUCAACAAGCUGGAGCCCUGGGACCUAAAAGAUAAAUGCCGAAUUGGAUCAGGCUCUCAGAACGAGUGGUAUUUCUUCAGCCACAAGGAUAAGAAAUACCCAACUGGAACUCGAACAAACCGAGCAACCAUGGCUGGUUUUUGGAAGGCAACAGGGAGGGACAAGGCCAUCCACCUUAGCAACUCCAAGAGGAUUGGCCUGAGAAAAACCCUAGUCUUCUACACUGGGCGUGCUCCUCACGGCCAAAAGACUGACUGGAUUAUGCAUGAGUAUCGCCUGGAUGAUGACAAUGCCGAUGUUCAGGAAGAUGGCUGGGUGGUCUGCAGGGUAUUUAAGAAGAAAAAUCAUAAUAGAGGGUUUCAAUCAGAAGCUGCUCAAGAAGAAUACUUGACUCAUAUGAGAGCAAGUGGGUCUGCUCUGUUGGAGCCAAAACAAAAUGUGCAAGCACUCUACGAUUUUAACUUUGAUGGCUCCAUGCAUCUCCCGCAGUUGUUGAGUCCAGAAUCAGCAGUGCCUCCAUCCUUCAUAUCACCGCUCUCCUUGAACACUAUGGACAUCGAGUGUUCCCAGAACUUGUUGAGGUUAACAUCAACUGGUUGUGGACUCAUUCAACAGGAGAGGAUGAAUGGUGACUGGUCAUUCUUGGACAAGUUGCUGGCAUCCCAUCAGAGCUUGGAUCAGCACUCUCAAACCAAAUGCCAUCCUUCCUCGCAAGUCGUUGAUCAUGUGGGCACUUCAGCUCAGAAAUUUCCAUUCCAAUAUCUUGGUUGUGAAACCGACAUUUUGAAAUUUUCCAAGUAG
Messenger RNA from Vitis vinifera (wine grape), 939 nucleotides. Its product is annotated as protein SOMBRERO. Gene Ontology annotation, biological process: regulation of DNA-templated transcription. NCBI's taxonomy places the organism in Eukaryota, Viridiplantae, Streptophyta, Magnoliopsida, Vitales, Vitaceae. The transcript has 3 exons. Gene Ontology annotation, molecular function: DNA binding. The coding region runs from base 1 to 939 and encodes 312 amino acids. The record is from RefSeq and is a predicted model, not a curated record.